This is a messenger RNA of Penicillium subrubescens, 1404 nucleotides long. It is a transcript of the gene erg13A, whose product is annotated as putative hydroxymethylglutaryl-CoA synthase. Gene Ontology annotation, molecular function: hydroxymethylglutaryl-CoA synthase activity. The record is from RefSeq and is a predicted model, not a curated record. The coding region runs from base 1 to 1404 and encodes 467 amino acids. NCBI's taxonomy places the organism in Eukaryota, Fungi, Ascomycota, Eurotiomycetes, Eurotiales, Aspergillaceae. The transcript is spliced from 4 exons. Gene Ontology annotation, biological process: acetyl-CoA metabolic process; ergosterol biosynthetic process.
AUGGCUCCUCAAAAUGUCGGCAUCAAAGCUAUUGAGCUUUACUUUCCUAGCAGAUAUGUGGCUCAGUCUGAUCUGGAAAAUUUUCUCGGUGCCAGCACUGGCAAGUAUACGAUCGGACUAGGCCAGACAAACAUGAGCUUCUGUGAUGAUCGCGAGGAUAUAUACUCCCUCGCCCUGACAACAGUCUCCUCCCUCCUCCGCAAAUACAACAUCCCCCCAUCCUCAAUCGGCCACCUAGAAGUCGGCACAGAGUCCAUGCUCGACAAAGCCAAGUCUUGCAAAUCAGUCCUCAUGCAGCUCUUCGGCUCCAACACCGACAUCGAAGGAGCCGAUACCUACAACGCCUGUUACGGCGGUACAAGCGCGCUUCUCAACGCAGUGAACUGGAUCGAGUCUUCUGCCUGGGAUGGACGGAACGCUAUCGUCGUCGCCUCGGAUAUUGCACUGUACAAGACGGUCUCCGCAAGACCUACCGGUGGCGCCGGUUGUGUGGCUAUGCUUAUUGGACCCGAUGCACCGCUGGUCUUGGAGCCGCUGCGUGCAUCGUACAUGCAGCAUACAUAUGACUUUUACAAGCCGGAUUUUAAAUCCGAGUAUCCGAUUGUGGAUGGGCAUUAUUCUUCGAGAUGUUAUUUGCAGGCGUUGGAUGGGUGUUAUCGGCGGUAUCGAGAGAAACAGGUUGCUCGCAAGGCGAAUGGGAUGAUGAAUGGAGUCGCAAACGGGCAUUCCGAGAAGGCGGGCCCAUCCAGCGUUCCUCUGGAUGAGUUUGACUAUUUCGUCUUUCACGCGCCCAACUGCAAGCUUGUUUCCAAGUCAUACGCACGUCUGCUAUACAAUGACUAUAUCGCGAAUCCGCAUAACAAAUCUUUCAAUCCCGAUGUCGUGCCAUCGCUCAUCCUUGAACAGUCCUACGAGGACUCUCUGAGCGAUAAAGCACUCGAGAAACUCUUCAUAAAACUCUCGAAAGAAAGGUUCUCAAAACGCGUCCAGCAAAGCCUCACAGCCCCGACUAUGUGUGGAAACAUGUACACUGCUGGCGUGUACUCGGGCCUCAUCAGUCUGCUCAGCAACGUUCCGAGUUCGCAACUACUCGGCCGGCGUGUCGGAGUCUAUAGCUUUGGCAGUGGUCUGGCCAGUACGCUCUUCAGUCUACGUGUUGUAGAUGAUGUGAGCGAUAUCGUAUCCAAGGUUGAUCUUCAUGCUCGUCUCGCGGCCCGCGAGCGAGUUUCGCCCAAGUUCUACGAUGAGAUGUGCGAAUUGCGUGAGAAGGCAUAUCAACAGAAGAGCUAUACACCCGUCGGCAGCGUAGACGCACUGGCACCAGGGACGUACUAUCUCGUGGAGGUCGACGAGAUGUUCCGUCGAACCUACGCCGUGAAGGAGGACUCGGGUAAGUCUAGCUAG